Molecule: messenger RNA, 1225 nt
Organism: Fukomys damarensis (Damara mole-rat)
Lineage: Eukaryota; Metazoa; Chordata; Mammalia; Rodentia; Bathyergidae
Exons: 4
Coding region: 1-717 (238 amino acids)
Source: RefSeq, a predicted model, not a curated record
AUGUGGCUCCAUGCUGGUGCCCUGUCCUCCUUCCUGCCUGUUGGGAAUGCCUGGAAAUCCAGCACUUUCUUUCCUUCCAUCACCAGGCACUGUGCUGAGAAGGCUUCAUUAUUUGGUUUUUUAGUCAUCACAAAAUCUGGGCGGGGACACAUCAGCCCCACUCUGUACAUAGGGAAGUUAACCCCUAGCUCACACUCGGUUUCCUUGGGAACAAGGAAGGGUCAAAGUCACAUCCAACAGCGUCCAGAGGCCACGCCCUUCUCAUCACCAAGCCUCUGUACCGGGGACAUUUACGCCUUCCCAGUGCUGGUAGACAAGGAGUGUGGCCCAGGAUACAUCCUGUCCCUCGGAUGGAGCCUGGCACAGCGCCCCUUCACGGAGCUUUGCGACAACGCCCUGCCAGACCACACUGCCUCUCUGCCUGGUUGGCACAGUGCAGAGAUCCUAGGCCCGGAGGACCCCUCUCUCUUGGUGCCACCCUGGACCGACCACAGGCACCGCGCCUUUGCCCAAGAUGGUGCUGGUCUGAAGCCCCGAGGAGCGUCUCCACCCUCUGGAGGCCCCCUGUCCCUCUUCCCAUCUCCCCUAGCUCUGCUCGUGCAGGUUCCCUGUAUAUUCGCUCAUCAUCUCCUUUUGGUCGCCCAAGAAGGCCUUGUGAGAGAAAAAUACACUGGCCCCAAAGACCCCGAGAAGCCUCACUCUUCGCUGUGCCCUUAGCCAGCUGCUGAGAGGCCCAGAGAGGGUCUGUGCACCACGGAGGUCACACAGCAAAUGCAAGAGCUCCGCAUUGGCAUCUGGAUACUUCCGCUCUCCAAAUGGACACAUUUCUGCUGGACAUCCAGCCCCCCGUGGUGGGGGGGUCAGUCCUGGCAGGCAGAAAGGGAUUCUGCAGUGGAGAACAAGCCGCCAGCAUGGGAGGAAGAGAGCAGGUGACCUGAAAACCAUCUCAGAGCUGGAGCGCCCCCUCCCCUUGCUGCUGCUGUAGGAGUGGCCUCUCUCCUCCAGCCGGCCGCCUGCAGCUUCCUCCUGCUGUGAGGAGAUGCGCACCAUACCCUUGCCCGCCAGCUCUUUGCUGUGCCCUUCACAUCCGGUGGGUGUCAGGCCUGGAAGACCUGGGCUGUCAGAAACAUCCCCAGCCUUGCAGUGGGCUGAGCUGCUCAGACGGCUGCUGUACUGCUCUGGUUCCGCCCUGCACACUGGGGCAACUCCUGUCUCACAACGGGUU